AUGCCUAAGCUCAGGUUCAUCUUCACCGUUAUCCUUGUGGUGUUUCUAUUGUUCAGUGCAUCUUCAGGACGAACUACAACUACACAAGCCAAUGAUGCAGAUCGUUUUGAAGUGAUUGAGAGACGCAGCGGGAGGGUUCUGACGGACGUUCAGGAUUACGACUACGGUGGGUCCAACCCCAAACAUGAUCCACGCAGGAAGCCAGGGAAUGGACACUGA
Molecule: messenger RNA, 219 nt
Organism: Miscanthus lutarioriparius
Lineage: Eukaryota; Viridiplantae; Streptophyta; Magnoliopsida; Poales; Poaceae
Source: the annotation of a GenBank genome assembly